Molecule: messenger RNA, 1449 nt
Organism: Chara braunii
Lineage: Eukaryota; Viridiplantae; Streptophyta; Charophyceae; Charales; Characeae
Source: the annotation of a GenBank genome assembly
CUUAGAUUGAGUCAGUAGUUCUGUCAGUCAGGGGUUAGAGUCGACGUGGUGAGGUUUGAAACCACCACCCGGUUGUGCACUUUUCACCAUGGUCGAGACCCGCAGUGGGAAGGACACUAGCCCCUACACCAAGGAGAAGCAAGAAAAGAUGGUCGCCUUAGUUAAGAAGAAUAGGGAGAGAAAAGAGCGCGAGAAACAAGCGAAGUUUAAGGCGAUUGCAGAGGAACAGGCGGCGAAGAUGAAGGAAUUAGAGGAGGAGAUGGAGAAAAAGAAGAAGGCUGAUGAAGAAGAAGCGGCAGCAGAAGAAGAAAAAGAGAGAAUGAGGAUUGAGAGUGGAGAAGGGAGCAAUGGUGGCACGAUGAAGAGGAAUACAGACGUUGAGAUUGAGAAGAAGAUAAGCGAGUGGGUCGCUAAUUUAUCGUUGGGAGAAGACGAGGAGGCAGUGUCUUACGUGACUGAGGAUGAGAGGGCUGCGCUAGCCAGUGAGCUAGCAGCAAUGACAGAUCCAAUGGAACCACGAGAAAGGGAGGAGGAACAAAAGUUGGCAUGGAAAUUAAGGAUGAAGAGGGAGAAGAAGAGAAGGAGAGAGGAAGUGAGCAAACUGACCGCGAAGGUGGCAAAGGUGCAGGAAUGUAGAAAGGAAGUGUUGGCCCAGCCAGAUGACAAGGCCAAGUGCGAUAAGGUGCUGGGCUACCUAGAGGUGUUGAGCAAAGCCUGGAUGGAGGAGCGCCAGGCCAGUUGGAGCCAAGACGUAGCGUUGAGUGUCAUGCGGUCAGGGUUCAAAGACUUUGCGCGCGAGAUCGUCACCCACAUUGGGGGCGAAGUCAGGCAAUUAAGGGACAACUUAGGGAAGUUUUGUGAGGGCGCUAUCGAGGGCGCCAAAGCCAUACUAGCCGCUGUAGCAGGCGAGGUCAGGCCUAGCAAGGACCCAGUUAAGCUUAGGUUCCUGGAUGUUUAUGGAGGGAAGAAGGAAAAAAAAACUGACAACAGGAAAGCCAGUGUCAAUAGUUAUAUAUAUCUACAGCAUAUCCUGAUAGAGGAACAAGUCCUCGUGGCCUUUCAGGCCCUUAAGGAUGAGGCGGCUAACUUUGCCAGGUCCCUUGAGGCUUGCGCGCGCAGCCGGUUGUGAAAACAACCUGGUUGCAUAUUCAAAAGUCACCCCCUUUUCUCAAUUCCUCAAGCUCCUGAAGGAGCGGUUUGUAGACCCAACAAGAGGAGUCCGCGCCUCUGAUAAGUUGCAAACGAUCCACUCACGACAGUGGAGGAGUACAAGGGCACUCAAGGGUACAAUGGACGACUUGGUAGCCGUCCCAGACCAUGGGGUCACUGAGCCCCCAUUUGUCCAGUUAUUUUAUUGUGCAUGCCAGAGGCCCUACGUGGGCAUUUCUUUGACAAGUCUCAACAGGCUGGCAUCACUUAUGAUGCAUUGAGUAAAGAAGUCGUCCUGUA